UGAGUUUAAUAAUACAUUUACGUUACCAAUGAUUUGGACUUGAUAAAUUAUCAUGAAGCUUUGUCCCAUUUCUGGUUACUUAGAUGUUUUUUAAUAAAAUUACUCACAAUACCCAACAUAAACGAAUCUAGUCAUCCCUUACCAUAUGAACGAAUCUAGUUGUCCCUUACCAUAUUGUAUGGAAAGAAGUUCUUAGCGUAAAAUUCGUCUCCGUCCAUGCCUCAAACUACGCAUCUACCUAUAUUAACAUAGGGAAUCCACUAUACCAGGUCAACGAAAGAUAGAGGAAACCUAGAUCUCCAAAAGAGAGUUUGUAUAGCUUUGAAGAUGGGUGAAAGAUAUCAGGGAAUCAUGAAUAAAAUCCUUGACUAUGUACCAAAGACCGAUCAAAUUUUGUCCCCUGCAGCCUUGGUCAUAUCGGGGACAAUUAUACUGUUAAUGACAGGUUUUACUGCAAUAGUUGUAGUGGUUUUGGUGCCUGUUUUGAUACUUUUAAGCCCUUUAUUGAUACCUAUAGGAGCCCUGCUGUUUGUUACAGUUGCAGGGCUUUUUUCUGUUGGGUUUUUGGGGUUAGUAGCGUUUUUUGGUGUUUCAUGGUUGUAUAACUAUGUAAAUGGCAGGAAGCCUCUUGGUUCUGAUCAGGUAGAUUAUGCAUGCAAGAGGGUAGUUGAUACAGCAAGCCAUGUGAAAGGCUAUGCUUGGGAAUAUGGUGGGUAUUUGCAUGGAAAGCUGCGAGAAGCUGCGCCCGGAGCUUAAAGAAGACUUUCUGUUGCAGUGCAACUCCCUGGUUGCAAGGAUGCACAGUGAUGUUGUGGCUCUAGAUCUGGAUGUGUGCAUGUAUUGUGAUAGCUGUUCAUUUGCUCAUAUGUUUCAUGAAUAAUCUCAUGAGCAUUAUCCUUAUCAUGGAAUGGAUUUUGCUAGAAUUGGACCUCUUUUAUGUAGCCAUUGUACAGGCUUUUACUUCAAUAAACCAUCUUUGCUAGUGGAUUUAUUAAUGA
Messenger RNA from Cryptomeria japonica (Japanese cedar), 998 nucleotides. Its product is annotated as oleosin. Gene Ontology annotation, biological process: lipid storage. Gene Ontology annotation, cellular component: monolayer-surrounded lipid storage body; membrane. Lineage: Eukaryota; Viridiplantae; Streptophyta; Pinopsida; Cupressales; Cupressaceae. Bases 328 to 756 code for a protein of 142 amino acids. The transcript has a single exon. The record is from RefSeq and is a predicted model, not a curated record.